Prinia subflava (tawny-flanked prinia) is the source of this 678-nucleotide messenger RNA. RefSeq names its product somatotropin-like. The transcript is spliced from 5 exons. Bases 1 to 678 code for a protein of 225 amino acids. The record is from RefSeq and is a predicted model, not a curated record. Gene Ontology annotation, cellular component: extracellular region. Gene Ontology annotation, molecular function: growth hormone receptor binding; hormone activity; growth factor activity. Gene Ontology annotation, biological process: growth hormone receptor signaling pathway; animal organ development; positive regulation of receptor signaling pathway via JAK-STAT. NCBI's taxonomy places the organism in Eukaryota, Metazoa, Chordata, Aves, Passeriformes, Cisticolidae.
AUGGACAGUGACUGUGACAUUCCCCAGGACAUGGGGUCAUUGUUCUCUCCUCUUGCCAUUGCCAUGAUCACCCUGGGACUGCAGUGGCCACAACAAGCUGCCACCUUCCCGGCCAUACCUCUUUCCAGCCUGUUUGCCAAUGCUGUGCUGAGGGCUCAGCACCUUCACCUCCUGGCUGCUGAGACAUACAAGGAGUUUGAACGCACCUAUAUUCCAGAGGACCAAAGACACACAAACAAGAAUUCCCAGGCAGCAUUUUGUUACUCGGAAACCAUCCCUGCUCCCACGAAGAAGGAUGAUGCCCAGCAGAAAUCAGACAUCGAGCUUCUUCAGUUUUCCCUUGUUCUCAUCCAGUCCUGGCUGACCCCGGUGCAGUACCUAAGCAAGAUGUUCACAAACAAUUUGGUUUUUGGCACCUCAGACAGAGUGUAUGAAAAACUAAAGGACCUGGAAGAAGGGAUCCAGGCUCUGAUGAGGCAUCUGCAGGACCAAAGCCCAUGGGGUUCCCAGAUCCUCAAAGCCACUUAUGAGAAAUUUGACAUCCACCUGCGCAGUGAGGAUGCACUGCUGCAGAACUAUGGCUUGCUCUCCUGCUUCAAGAAGGACCUGCACAAGGUGGAGACCUACCUGAAGGUGAUGAAGUGCCGGCACUAUGGAGAGGGGAACUGCACCAUUUGA